CGCCGCCGGCUGUUUUCGGGCGCGCGCGUACAUGUCAGAGGAGAAUGAGAUGGCGCUACCGAGGCUGGUCAUUCUGGAGCUGCUGCUUUAUGCCAGCUGCUUCAUCUGCGGGAUCGUCACUGCAGCUUCGCUUAUUAUCGUACAGGGGGAGUUUGCCGGGCGCUGCAUGCUCUAUGGCACAGUCAGCUAUAACGCCACGGCCCAGUCCCUCGGGGUGGACAGCUCCAGCCCCACCUCCCUCUGCUUCUUCGUCACCGUCAUUUCUGUGUUCAUGGGGGUCUACUGCUUCUCUCUUACCCUGUACUGGAUCUACACCUGCUGUAUGGGCGAGGAAGUCAGCAGGGCGCGUGUCUGGAUGAAUGUGAGUCUCGUGGUGUGUGGGAUUUUUCUCUUCUUCCUCCUAGUGUCUGGGUGCAUCCUGAAGAUUGGGAGAGACCGUCUCUGUGACUCCAUACUGCGCAAUACCACAAUAAAAAGUUGUGAGGACGCUCAGACUAAGAGGUGGAUCAGCCCGUACCAUGGCGAGCGGUUCUACUCCGGCCUGCACAGUGCCGAGGGGGCAGUGUGGGUGAACUUCUUCUUCUGGAUGCUUAUCUUCAUGGUGGUGAUGUUCCAGAAGUAUCAGGCGUCAGAGUUCACCAUAGAAGAAGGAGAGCACGUUUCCCCAUCAGAGUCAAACCCUAUUCUUGGCCGAACAAGUAGGCACCAGUGACCCUUGUUUGAGGGUUGGCUAACAUCCAUCAUAACACAGUCCCAGGCUGGAGAAAUCCUUGGAUGAAUUUUUAACCUAUUAGAACUCAUUUCACUUGAAAAACCUAAUUAAUCUGUUGCCAUGGUAACUUACUCUUGUCCAUCAUACUUGGCCUCACCUGUGUCUGGACAUCCAUUCAGUUAGAGCACCACAUAUUGAGCUCUUCACUUCUAUGAAGUCUUCGUCUCUCUGUCACCUGGUCUAAACAUUUUCUCCACUGAUUUACACUGAAUUGAAUGGGUAUGUUACAGUAUUUUCACCACUAAAUAGAAAUGUCCAAUCAUAUACAUUCAUAUCUUUAAUAAUAAUUAAAAUGUUUCCUUAGUUGUCAGAUUAAUAGCCUGAAAAAAAUUCAGUGUUUUUUCCAACAGAAUAAUAUUAAUCCUAAAUUAUAACCAUAGUGCUGAUAGCCAGGUAUUCGUGUUGUGUUUCUGGUUUACUAUAUAAUCUGCAUUCACAAACUAGUUAAUGUGCUCAGAUGUGAACACAUUAACACCAUUAUACUGGGAGUGUUUAUUGGUUUGUGUACCAAGCCUUUUGCAGUUAGGGUUCUUUUUUCUAUAUUUCCACUGAGCUUUUGGAUUUAUUACCUGGGAAAAGGAUCAGGCUUUAAGUUAAGUUGGGCCUGGACUGCUUGCCUCAGUAGUGUUCGUUCUGAAAUGGUGGCACUUCCUGUGAAGUCCCUGCUGAUGCCAGUUUGCUCGUACGCACAUGCGUCUGACAAAAUUGUUUACUUAAAAACCUCACUGAACACUUUAUCUAAUAUCGAAAUUACGCAGUUAAGGAAAGACAGAAAAAGCUUAGAGUUUUUUUCCAGCUAACUGACACUCGCAGGUGUUGUUUGACUGUGUACAUGAUUUUUUAUAAAGAAUGGCAGUAUGGAUGACAAAGGCCUACUAAGUGCAGCACAGGACUGAAUCAGUCUAUGUAAAUUUCCUAAUUCUUAUCUGUGUGCAGGUCAGUUUACUAUAGCACUGUUGACGAGAUAAGCAGCAGAUAGAUGAUUUAAUGGACAUUAGAUCAAACUUUUGCAGUUGAAAGUAGUUGACUGAGGCUCAUUUGGGCAGGUGGGCGUUAACUUGGGUAACCAUUGUUUGGAAAGUAAAGAGAAAACAUCUAGAGAAAACCAGCUAACCCAUCGACGUCACUCACAAUCACAGUGUUUGCUUCUCUGCUAACCACAGUUUGGGUUACUAUUGAAAAAUAAUCAAUCAGCAUCAUUUUUAGAAGUGCUUUUUUACUGUUUUUAAAAUAAAUGUAUUACUGGUGUUCCUUAGAGCACUUGUUUGCAUGUGGAUGUGAUGACAAUGAAUGACAAUAAAUAUUUCUUCUGUGUGA
Molecule: messenger RNA, 2089 nt
Organism: Paramormyrops kingsleyae
Lineage: Eukaryota; Metazoa; Chordata; Actinopteri; Osteoglossiformes; Mormyridae
Gene: tmem179ba
Product: transmembrane protein 179Ba
Source: RefSeq, a predicted model, not a curated record